AUGUCUAACCAAUUGGAUCAUUCGCAAUGGAAGCAACUUGUCAACAGCACAAAACUCUCCGAUGUUACAUUCGCCGUAGGCUCAGAAGCUACAACCAUUUACGGACAUCGUUCCCUUAUUGCUGCGGCCAGUGACGUCUUCUUUCGCAUGUUUGUCGGGGAUCUCGCGCCUUCCCAAGGAGCACCAGUUGAAGUGCCUGACAUUGCGCCGGAAACCUUCAUUGAGAUGAUCAAAUUCAUAUACUACGACGAACCGAACGUUGAAGAUGACAAUGUAGUACUCCUGUAUUAUGUUGCCGAAAAGUACAACUUGGAUCGACUGAAGGAACGGUGUCUACAGUUUAUCAUCAAUCACGAGGAUUCAAUGUUGCGCAUUUUGAAAAACAAUACCGAAUACGGUUUCGAAAGCAUCUACGAGACCUGCCUGGAGAUUCUGGGUCACAAUCCGAUCAAGUUUUUCAACGCACCCGAAUUCAUGGCACUUCCAUUGGAUGUGAUGAGGCAGAUUGCAAAUCAACAUACGCUGAGGUGUAAUACUAAGCAUUUGGUAGACGCACUGGAGAGGUGGGAACAGCACCCAGGUGAAGAUCGGCAAGGAGCUGUUGAUCAACUGAACGCGAUUAUUGGCAAGCGCAAACAACAGUCAAGAUAUUUUCGCAUGAGGAAGUGUAAUGUUUUUGGAACGGUUAAAUUCGACGCAACUCUUGGAUACAUCCAGCUUGAGAUUUCAGCGCAUCUGUCCUUAAAGUUUACUGUGAAGCCUUUGGACGUCAGCCUGUCAACAGAUAUCAGCCCACUCGUCAGCGACGGAACGUACAAAACCUCACUCAGCUUCACCUUGAUCACAUUGCCGCUUCCAUCAAAACACUGA
Molecule: messenger RNA, 870 nt
Organism: Armigeres subalbatus
Lineage: Eukaryota; Metazoa; Arthropoda; Insecta; Diptera; Culicidae
Product: BTB/POZ domain-containing protein 1-like
Exons: 2
Coding region: 1-870 (289 amino acids)
Biological process (GO): neurogenesis
Cellular component (GO): cytosol
Molecular function (GO): protein binding
Source: RefSeq, a predicted model, not a curated record